Messenger RNA from Heterobasidion irregulare TC 32-1, 1641 nucleotides. RefSeq lists its product as uncharacterized. NCBI's taxonomy places the organism in Eukaryota, Fungi, Basidiomycota, Agaricomycetes, Russulales, Bondarzewiaceae. The coding region runs from base 1 to 1641 and encodes 546 amino acids. The record is from RefSeq and is a predicted model, not a curated record. The transcript is spliced from 9 exons.
AUGUGUCCCCGUUUCGAAAAAGAUAGUAAGCGCUCCAAGUCUAGUCCUAAUCUGAUCAUUGUCAUGACCUCCCCGCCAUCUUGUACCAGCCUUCAUGAUCCCACGAAGCAUCAGGAUUGGUCAAUGCAUAUCCACCCUGAGGGCGCAAGAUAUUUUGUCCAUGAAGCAAAGCAUGUAUGUACGGACGCAGACGCCUCGAAUGAGAAACACGAAGACAUCACCCGCGCUCUAGCUCAUGUUGAACAGAAGAUGAAGGUAUCUCAUGGAAAGCAACACAACUGGCCCUCUGAGGACGAAGAUCUUGUGUUGGAAUGUAUCUCAGACGAUGAGAACAACCCGCGAUGGGGUUACUACUUUGUCGACCAUAAGCAUCAAGCAAUAUUCUGGAUGGAAGAAUAUGACAUUGAGGGUUGCGUUGAAGUACAGACCGUGACGUCGGAUGCUCACUUUGCACAUCAGCAGCGUAGCUGGUACUGGGAACAUUGCAGUCUUUUUCCGUACAACAGCAGGCUCAACAAGGGCAACAUCAAAGAUGCUCUUCGGUGCAUGAUGAACGGAAUAUUCGAUCAACUGCUAUCUGAGUCCUCUCUUGCGCCAUACCCUGUUGAUAAGCUGACGACAAUGGUGGACAUCUUGAAGAGUUGGGAUGUAGAUUCCUCGGAGCACCCAGGAUAUGCAACUCAUAGCAUGUUGCCAGCUCGACUAUUGUCUUACUACGCUCACGAGAGAUUUCUGCACCAUCAUGGGGAGCUAGGCGUAAGAUUAUAUCCUGGUCAAUCGAUCUAUGGUGCAUCAACAAGGAAUCACACCUGGGCAUUCACUAUUGUGUCAAUUUUUUACUUCAAGAAGCCAGGCUAUUGCUUCGAACUACUUGAAAGAGUGACCGCCGAUAACAUUGUGAAUCAGACUUCAUGGGAAGGUUUUUUCAGGGCAGAACUCGAGCGAUGGACGUCUAUUACCACUCAGUGUAUGCAGCUUUUGGCAUGGAAUGUAGCAUUUCUGGCAGUACCGUCCGUCAUCAGUGCCAUCAAUAGCGAUACUUCCAGCGGGCCAAAGUCAAACUACUCCACCUUAUUCACUAUGGAUCCGUCUUUCACAAAUUGGACGGUCGCUCAAGUCUUGAGCGCAUUAUCGACCUUUCUUGCCAUAUCAGCGAUGGCCAACGUCUUCUUCUUGAAGGCACUGUACCCUCGCCAACAGUCACAGGCAGAUUUAGCAAUUUUUUUCAAAACCCAUCGAAACAGCCCGGGUCUUCUAUUCACGGGUCUAGAACUCGUCGCCAUCUUUCACCGCUUGCCCUUCGCUUGCAUGGCAUGGGGGCAAGUACGAUUGAUUAGAUUAGCCACCUUCAAGACUGACACAUUAUGCAGUGGUAUCCUCGCCAUGAUUUCCUUCGUCUUCUGGAGCUUGGAGAGUCCAGAUCCAGCCACAAGGGUUUUAUUUACCCUCGCAGCGUUUUUAGCAGCUUGCUCAGGCCUCCUCUGGAGCGCGGUCAAGUACCCGAACUACUUCACUUGCUGCAAGAAACGUCUACUAAGGCCUGCCCUGGACUACCUGUUUGAAAGAAGAAAGCGCUUGAUGGGAAGAUUACACACUGUUCAAGGUCGUCAUCGGGAGAAGCAGGAUGAUAAUCAGGUUUGA